CAAGCAAAAAUAUGGUAAAAAAGGAACUGGAAAACGUAUAUCUAAAAAAGUAUGGAAGCUUUUAGAAGAAUAUUUUUUAGAAGGUGAUGUUGAUAAAAGUAAAAGAUUUACUGCCACUAGUAUGCUAGAAUGUUUAAAAAGAAAGGUUGAAGAAGGAGAAUUAGGUGAUGAUGAAAUUCCAAAAUUACAAACCAUACAAGGUUGGAUUGCUCGUUAUUCAGCACAACAUCGUCAAAAAAUGGCUGAAAA
Molecule: messenger RNA, 249 nt
Organism: Racocetra fulgida
Lineage: Eukaryota; Fungi; Glomeromycota; Glomeromycetes; Diversisporales; Gigasporaceae
Source: the annotation of a GenBank genome assembly